Messenger RNA from Loa loa (African eye worm), 942 nucleotides. RefSeq names its product protein-tyrosine phosphatase. Gene Ontology annotation, biological process: protein dephosphorylation. The record is from RefSeq and is a predicted model, not a curated record. The transcript is spliced from 7 exons. NCBI's taxonomy places the organism in Eukaryota, Metazoa, Nematoda, Chromadorea, Rhabditida, Onchocercidae. Gene Ontology annotation, molecular function: protein tyrosine phosphatase activity. The coding region runs from base 1 to 942 and encodes 313 amino acids.
AUGGUGGACACAAUUCAAACGAAGGAAGGUGCCAUAGCAAUUAGUGCUGAGAAUAUGCGCAUUUCGAUGCGUUCAGUGCGUCGCGCAAAAACAAAAAUGAUAUUAACGCCUGCGGCACUCAUAUCUCACUUAAAAGCUAACGGUCGAAAACUUGGUGAAGGGAUCGCAGAUCUGUAUCAAAAUUUAGAAAAAGAUUCACCCACAUUUUUUGCAUUUUUUAGUGCUGAAAAUAGAGCAAAAAAUAAAUUUCCAAACGAGAUAUUUCUCCUGGAUAGAACCCGAGUUAUACUGAAUGAAAAGCCUGACUAUUAUCAUGCCUCAUAUGCAAAACAGUAUGUAUUGGCUCAGGCACCAUUUGAUGAAACAACAGCGCAUGAUUUCUUCCGUUUAGUAAUGCAAUGCAAACCAGAAGUUAUUAUCGUACUCAUGGAUUUAGAUCCAGAUGAUAAUGAACAAUACAUUACGGCAUCGAAACCACGAAAAUACGGUACAAUAAGCGUUCGAAAUGAGAAACGAGAGAAGCCUUCCUUAUCGAAGGAAUCCACUGAGAAAUAUAGCCAUUAUAAGUUGGUUAUAAUGAAGGAAAAAGAGAAAGAGGGAAAAAUUGAGCAAAAAUAUCAGCUGAUAACAUUAAACACAUGGACCAAUGAUAUGAUUAUCCCGAAAGAUGACUUUGUUAAAUUUCAUAAAGUGGUUCACAAGCAAUUAGAGAAUCAACCACGUGAAUGCUCACAGCUUGUUGUAUGUCCAUCAGGUGCACAUCGUGCCGGUGUCUGGGCGGUGUUCGAUACGGAAGCUGAGCGUCUGAAAACCAAAAAUCGGAUUCGAUUCUCUGAUACAAUUAAAAGUGUACGAAAUCAACGAUGCAAUACGAUUGAACAUUUCGAACUCUUUGAUGGUCUCUUGAAUAUUCUCGUUUCUUAUGCUAAAACUCAAAUAUAA